Messenger RNA from Chanos chanos (milkfish), 6691 nucleotides. RefSeq names its product Rho guanine nucleotide exchange factor (GEF) 11 (gene arhgef11). The transcript has 40 exons. Gene Ontology annotation, cellular component: cytoplasm. The record is from RefSeq and is a predicted model, not a curated record. Gene Ontology annotation, biological process: G protein-coupled receptor signaling pathway; intracellular signal transduction. The coding region runs from base 1541 to 5779 and encodes 1412 amino acids. Gene Ontology annotation, molecular function: guanyl-nucleotide exchange factor activity; G protein-coupled receptor binding. NCBI's taxonomy places the organism in Eukaryota, Metazoa, Chordata, Actinopteri, Gonorynchiformes, Chanidae.
CGUGGGUGAAUGGUAUUAUGUCGGAUUCGCAAAUAAAUAACCCCAUGCACAGUGCGACGAUUUGGUACAGCAGUUAUAAUUGAAAAACGGUGGGGAAAUAAGAAAUGGACUAAAUUCAGACAACGCGAAGAGUCAAAUACUGUACACGGGACAAUGGAAUUUCGCCCAAUGGAAUAUGUCAUGGCAGUCUGAGGAUGCAACGAAGCUGGAGAACUAUCUUGGCGCUCCGUGGUAGCCACCGGAUUCGUGGUUAAUGAAACGUAGCUCGUUUCAAACGCAGUUUUACCGUCUUAUUACAUGCGAGACAGCGCAUAGAGUUUUUGCGAUUGCGAACUGGGUGUUAGUUCAUUGCACUCACUGAAGUGUUUGUUUCAAGGUUAGCUAUGUCUAUUGGACCCUGCUGUUAGCGUGGAUACUACAGCCAAUGGGUUGGUGCGAGAUCCCGGCUGUCGUCCCCAAGCGAUACCGGGGAUUCGCGGCCUUGAGCACUGUGAUUUAAACAGGUAGGAUAGCCAGUUAGCUUGUUGGUAGGGAGCAAGAGUAUUUUUCAAAGGAUUCUGCUGCACCCCUGUUUUAUAGGGUGCUAAUUAUUGCUUCAGUCAGAUAUAUUUUUCGGAUUUCGAGAUAGCACAAUUAGCAUAUCCUAACGUUCGCACUGGUUUUAUUUGAGACUGGCUAAUAGUGGCCACUUGAUAUUAUUAGCAGUAUGGUUAAUAUAUUGUGUUAACCCAGACUGGUUGCUAGUUGAAGCUGCAGCACAGAGAGUGGUCAUGUGCUUCCUCUACUGACAUUUAUACAUCGGUGAUACUUGCUUUUCCAAGCCCGAAAGAAAUAGAGAACACUUUACAUGAAACACUGGAUUGACCAGAUGUAAAACUGUGACUUAGCUGCCCUUAUGAAAGUGAAAGCUAGCUUACUUCCUGACUUGCAUCAUACGCACUAUGUUUGACUCGUAAAAAUUGUAAAAUCCUGUACGUUUGUUUGUUUUAGUUGUGUAACUGACCACUGUAUACUUGACUGAUGCAGCCACUGUAGCUAAUAUACUGACCUAGUCGCAAAUUCUGUUAGGCUUCAGUUGUUGUUCCAAAGGGAUAUGAAGAUAAAUGCGAAAGGUUUAAGCCUAGCACUACUGAAGACUGAACACUAAGAUGAAAAUUAGUUUGUGAAAUGAGUUAUAUUAACCCGUUUGUUCUUUUAAAUUCUUAAUGCCACUAUAUACGUUGUAUACAAGCAACAGAAGGAAUUGGAUGGUUAUAUUGCACAGGGUUUGUAGUUUAAAUAGGCCCGUUAGCCUUCACGUGUGGAACCCACAAUUGCUUCCAAAGGAAAGAUGAAGAGGAGGACUUGCCUUGUGUCCCAAGUGGAACCGUGACUACGCUUGUUGAGAAAGGACAUCCUCUAUUGAAUAAACAGACAAAACGCGAGAGAGAGAGGGAGAGGUGCUGGAAUUGAUCCUAAAGGCUAAAGAGACAAUGAACGGCUGAAUUCCCAACCCCGCAGAUAGAAAGACAAACGGCCACAUCUCUGAGGGUUAGCAACCAUGAGUGUCCGUCCUCCAACCUCGACGCUGGACAGGCUGAGCAGUUUGUCUAUAGGAGACUCGGAGCGCAAGGCCGCGGUUAGCCAGCAGAGGGAGACACCACCGGAUCUCACCACGGAGACCACAGGUCCGGGCCUGGUGGAUCGGUGUGUGGUGGUGCAGAGGGAUAAUCUAGGCUUUGGUUUCACUGUGUGUGGAGAGAGGAUCAAACUGGUGCAGAACGUCCGACCGGGUGGUGCAGCCAUGAAGGCUGGGGUGCAUGAGGGGGACAGGAUUUUGAAGGUCAAUGGCUCGCUUGUCUCGUCCAUGUCUCACCAGGAAGUGGUAAAGUUGAUAAAGUCUGGGACAUACGUGUCAUUGACACUGAAGGGUCCUCCUCCAACGGUGGCAUCUGUCCCUCUUCAGCCCCUCUCCACUGACCUCGUACCCAAUCACAGGACGGCACUGGGCGGCGACACCCCUCCCCCUCCCCCUCCCCCUUUACCCUCUUCUGUCACCAGCACGCCAUCCCAGAGAAUCACAGGACCCAAACCACUACAGGACCCCGAGGUACAGAAACACGCCUCACAGAUUCUCAGGAAAAUGUUACAGCAAGAGGAAGCUGAGCUCCAGGAUCUGCUGGAGGAGCAGCUACGAAAUCCCUCCCCUUCUCUGGAAGAGCGAAUCGGAAGCGCCAAGAGGCGGGCUCAUCAAGUCAGAGUUAAAAUUCAGCAAGAGCUAGAUGGAACAAGGUCGGAAACAGUGACCAAUUAUCGCACUGCUGGAGAAGGAUGGAUAUCAUUGGAUUCGAGUGAAGGAGAUUUUGAGGCUUGCGAGAGUCCUUUCUCUUCCCCGUACUCCUCCCUCAGAACCCCACGACACCAGAAACAUGGAUCUGAUGCGUUCGCCCCUUCGGAUUCGGGAGGAAAGGCCCAGAUUAUAGGCCCAGAGGAAGAGGAGGAAGAUGAUGACGGGUAUACAAUCAAUGAGAUGGAUGGGCCAUUUCAGGACAUUGAGCUGCUGAAAUCUCGGCCAGCCCACAUGACCGUCUUUAUGAGAUAUGUGUUUAGUCAGCUCCUGGACCCCAGUCCUCUGCUCUUCUACCUGUCUGUAGAGGUGUAUUUGGGCUCCAGCCCUAAAGACGCCCGCGCCCUUGCUCCCCAGAUCUGCUCUCAUUUCCUGGAUCCAGAUGCGCCUCUGAAGAUUAAAGUGAGAGAGGAAUACCUGUCUGACAUAGAGAGUCGUCUCCAUGCUCAGGAGGACAUCAGAGGGCCUUUGUCAGAGUUACAGCAGCAGGUGCUUCCAGAGAUACAGGACCAAAUCCAGGACUACAGGAAUAAACAGAUGAUGGGUCUGGGCUCCCUGUUCGGAGAGAGUGACCUGCAGCAGUUGGAUGGAGACCCAGUGAAGGAGAGACAGGUGGUGGACAAACAGGUCACUGCGCUGUGGGAGAUCCUCUCUAAACAUGAAGAGGAGAAGAGUUCUCCGUCAGCGUCUGCGGUGCAUCUGUAUUUGCGUCAUUCUGGGAUAAAGCUGAGAGAUUCCCGCGUCUUCCCAGGGCUGAACACGGAGAAAGAGAAGUGGCUUCCUUUCUUCCCCAAGACCAAGAAGCUCAGUAGCACGAAGAAAGAAAAAGAGAAAGAUGGAGAAGACAAGAGGAGAAACCCCAUCCUGAAGUACAUAGGCAAACCCAGGGGCACUCAGUCUCAGUCCACGUUCCAUGUCCCGUUGUCCCCUCCUGAAGUCCGGCCAGGCAGCGUGAGGAAUAUCAUUCAGCAGUUUGAGAAUCACUCUGAUUCAGUAGAGGAGGGAGACAGUGAAGGCCAGAGACACUCCUCCAGCAGCCUGGGGGAGGACAGCAUGGACUGUCCUACUGUGUCGGUGCGUCUGGCUCGCAGCGAGUCUUUGAAGGCCCAGGGCGAGGGUCGUCGCCGUGGCGGCGGGACGGGGGCGGAGACCGUGCCCCGUUCCCGUAGUGAUGUGGAUAUGGAGGACUGUGGGGAUGACAGAGAUGGACCAGCACUCCGGUCUCUCCAACACAGCACAUCCUCAUCCGCGUCCAGCAGCUCAGCGCGAUCACUGGAGAACCCCACUCCCCCCUACACUCCUCGCUCCAGACGCAGAAGUGUGGAGUGUCCCGUGCCUCUGUGGCCAGAUGCUCCUGCUCUGGAGGAGGACAUGGUUGACUCGCCUCACAACUGGCAGGAAACAGUCGGAUCCCAGAUACUUGCCUCACUCAGCCCGCGAGAGAUCGAACGACAGGCUGUUAUUUAUGAACUCUUCACCACAGAGGCGUCUCACGUGCGGACUCUGCGGGUGCUGGACAAGGUGUUCGUCCAAAAAAUGAGGAGUGUUUUGAGUUCUGAGGAGCUAGCGUGUAUAUUCCAUAACCUGCCGCAGGUCUACGACCUCCACGUAAAUAUAUAUGAAUCCAUGAAGAAGUUGAGAGAAUCGCCCGUCGUUCCGUGCAUUGGGAAAACGAUGUUGGACAGAUUUGACGGCUCUGCAGGGGAGGAAUUUCAGGAGCAGGUAUCUCAACUGUGCAGUCAGCUGAGUCAAGCUCUUGAGCUCAUCAAGAAUAAGCAGCGUAAAGAUCCUCGCUUCGCUCACAUUAUACAGGAGUGUGAGGCCAGUCCUCACUGUCGCAGGCUUCAGCUUAAGGACCUGCUUGUGUCUGAGAUGCUGAGACUCACCAAAUACCCACUGCUCUUAGACAACAUCAUUAAAUACACUGAGGCUGACUCUUCAGACCUCCAGCCCCUUCAGCAGGCUCAGGCCUGUUGCCGUAGGAUACUGCAGGUGGUCAAUGAGGUUGUCAGGGAAACGGAACACAGGCACCACCUCAGCCAAUACCAGCGAAGACUGGACUUGUCAGCCUUAGACAGGCAUUCUAAUCCACAAUUUGCACAGUUUAAGAAUUUGGAUCUAACCACUAAGAGAAUGAUCCAUGAAGGACCCCUCACCUGGAAAGUCAGUAAAGACAAAACCAUAGACGUCCAUGCUCUGCUGCUGUCCGACCUGCUGGUCCUGCCACAGAAAGGUCCAGACGACCGGUUGGUUCUGCGCUGUCCGUCUCGUUGGUUGGGUGGGGCGGGAGGGGGCAGCACAGACAUGAAGACGUCCCUCUGCCCCGUGUUACAGCUGGACAGUCUACUGGUCCGAUCUGUCGCCACAGACAAUAAGGCUCUGUAUGUGAUCAGUACGUCUGAGAGACAGAUCUAUGAGUUGGUGGCUGGGAGUGCCUCCGAAAAAAACACUUGGAAGGACCUGCUGGAUAAGACAAUCACGUCGGCUACUGGGGGAGCAGGGCCAGCCAAGCAAAGUUCACCAGCUCCCUCGUCUGACCUCCGAUCACCUGAGAAUCAUGUGAACCGCUUAGAGGGGCCGCUGACGGAGGGGUCGGAGUCUAUGGGGAGGGACACAGCUAGCGACGAGGACAGUGCUAUCACACCCACAACUCCGACAGACCAAUCGGGAGCUUACCUUCAUGGAGAGGGGCUGGACUAUGGAGGAGAGGGUGGAGUUGCUGAUGCAGCUCUUCAUGAUGUGGAGACCCUCAGACAACUAAUUUUCAGAGAUAUAGAAGAUGGAUGGAGUCAAGAUUCCGAUGACACGCCCACUAACGAGACAGCCAAUGAGCGGAGUCCUUUUUCAAACAGACUGGAAGCAGAGGCAUCUGAAUCCGCCUCUGGCGAAAGCCCAAGCCAGUGGGGAGAGGAUGAAACAGAUGCUCCGUCCUCGGAGGCGGAGCAAAGCAGUGUUCAGGUCGUGAGGAAAGGGAACAUGUUUUACUUGGUGAUGCCCAAAGAGACGGGUGGAUCGCUGACAGAUGAGAGCUCCACGGACGAGGUGCAGGACGCGAGUGCGUCCAAUGAGACGCAGGAGUCUAAGGACACGACGUCAUCUCCCUCACAGGGAGAGGGAGAGGAGACGCCCUGCUUGUCUCCAGCUGAGCAAUCACAGUCUGCAGGGAUUAGCCAAUCACCAGCCAGGAUCCAUGUGAUCAAGAACGUUGAUGAGAUCUUUCAUACAAUGGAGCGGCUGAUGAGUAAACUGCAUCAGCUCAGGGAUAUUGAGACUGCACACUGUCAGCUUCUGAAAUCUUUGAGAGAGGCACCUGUCAAUCACGUGCCUGAUGGCCUCUCCAGGACUCCGCCCACAGUGGUCAAGACGCCGUCAGUGGAUCGAGGAUCAGGUGAUGGGAAGGAAGGAUGUCCAUCAGACCUAGCUCAGCCAGAGAUCCAAUCAACGGGAUUCUGACAGUUUCCAUAGAGACUUGUUUAAGGACCUUAUAAUCAUCCUUACACACACACACACACACUCACUCGUGCACCCCCCCACACACACAAACACGCGCGUGCAAAUAUCCCAGCACUCUGGUUACCCUUCUAUGCCACUCAGCCCUUUCCCAGCAUGCCUUGUUCCUGGGUGUAAACUCACGGGAGAAUCGUUUGUGUGUCGUACGUGUUUAUACCAAGUUCGGGUAAUCAGGAUGAGAUACAGAGCAGAUGAUCUCUCAGCCAGUGUCACUGAGCGAAACAGAGCGAGAGGGAGAGAAUUUGAGAACGACCCCCGAGAAAGAAGGAAGUAUUCAUGGAAUUUGGAGAGGAGAUAAAAAACAAGGGAAGGGAAUUGGAAAUGUGGAAGCGUUGAUGGAGAAGAAAAGUUGCCGAAAGAGUUGCGUGAUUACAUCCGACCGAACGUUGUCAGUAAAAAGGACAUAAUUUUAGUUGAAAAUAGAGAGAAUAUCAAGAGCGGGUAAAAGAAAAAAUAAAUAAACACGUGAAAAGGUGUGUGAGGAAACGGCUGAGGAAAUGAAUCUGAUCUUUGAAGGAUCCCCUAGCACUUUACCCUCAAGCUAUCUGUACUCUUGUAAUUCCACAGCUUGUUUGUAAAAUGUCAUGGUAUUCACUGGGUGCCAUUUUGGCUCCUGUCUCAUUUGUGUGUCAAUAUUAUGCACCUCCAGUUUGAGCCAAGAUGGUGGUCUCAGCUGUCGGUUGCCUUAGGGUAUAUGCCUGCUGUAGCUACGGAUGACUUUGAAAAUUCAGGUUUCUUUGCACUGGGCCCUCAGAGAAAGGCAAGGGUCAUAAAUCGUAAAUAGGGAUGUCUUGCAAAAGUAGCAUUUCUUCACGUCACGUAAAUCUCCUACAGUUAACACUAAGCAGGAAAAAA